Cooperia oncophora is the source of this 315-nucleotide messenger RNA. Lineage: Eukaryota; Metazoa; Nematoda; Chromadorea; Rhabditida; Trichostrongylidae. The record is from the annotation of a GenBank genome assembly.
AUGGUCCCUGGUGAGAUCAAAGUUUCUGAUCCUCAAUCUUCCUACGUCUUUGCACCAUUUGAUGCCCUUGGCUCUUCUACUGUCACAUCGCACUCAUCCACACCUGUACCAACGGUUGCACAUAUGGAAACGGCCAAUGGAAAACCAACAAGAUCAACGAAAAUUGGUGGCACAUGGGCAGGAACGAGUGAUUUCAUUGAUAUAGACAACCUGGCGUCGCAGAGCACUCCUGUGAAGCAAAGUCCAUCACUUCAUCAAAUACAAAAGAACAAGCAAACCGGAACUAUCGGUGAUCUCUACUUGUUCAGCGUAUAA